Sabethes cyaneus is the source of this 2562-nucleotide messenger RNA. RefSeq lists its product as uncharacterized. Bases 1 to 2562 code for a protein of 853 amino acids. The record is from RefSeq and is a predicted model, not a curated record. The transcript is spliced from 3 exons. NCBI's taxonomy places the organism in Eukaryota, Metazoa, Arthropoda, Insecta, Diptera, Culicidae.
AUGGCGGCUGUAACAAGGAGCAAAAAGGCGAAGCAGCUCAAGCAUCUGCGUGUCAAGCGUGCUCAUAUUAUUGGAUCCAUUGAAUUAAUCCGCGAGUUUGAUGAAAAUUUUGAUUCCUCGAAAACAUUCGAGAUUCCAUUCCGUCUCGAGCGGCUGGAUAAGCUCAUGGAGGAGUUCGAAUCUGUAGAAUCCGAGCUGGAUUCGUUUUGUGUCGGCGAUCCAGAAUCAGCUAAUGGUUUGAUGGAUUUAGCCGACGAAUUCGAAAAACAUGUGAAAAUUCUUGAUUCGUUGGAGACGAAGGCGCAACAUUGGGACUCGGUGUUAGUGGAACUUUUGUUCAGCCGGAUGGACAUCAAUACGCAAGGUUUAUGGGAAAAUCGGCGAGAUAAAACAAAACGUCCUUCGUACGAUGACUUAUUGGAAUAUCUUCAUGAGCACUCUCGGACACUCCAGUCGCUCAAAUUAUCACAGUCUGCUAUUUCGUUCACUGAGGCCAAGACCUCAAAGUCUCGACCGGUUGUCAACUACCCGGCUUCAGAGCAAAUUCCAAAGUGCAUCGCUUGCAAACAAAACCAUUAUCUGUUCCAAUGUGAGUUCUUUCGAGCCCAAACUCCAAUGCAACGUUUGGAGCUGGUGAAGCGGAGCAAUCUUUGCAUUAAUUGCUUAAAGGCUUCGCAUUUGUCAAGGAAUUGUAGCAGCGUAUCCUGUAAAUACUGUCAAAAGAAACACCACACAUUGCUUCACCUCUCACCGGUUCCCACACUGAUUGCAACGGAAGUGCCAUCGCUUAUGCAAGCUACGCAAUCGUCGUCACCACAGCAAAAUUUGCACAGCGCGGUCGCUUCGGUCGAUCACGUCGUCUCGAUGACGCCGCCGUCGGUACAUGCCCCCUACCCUGCUUCGUCCGGUACACUUGCACCUCUCUCCACCGCCUGUCAAACAGUCGCACCUGCAACCUUGAGUGAAUCCACUGUAAUACUGUAUACUGCUCUGGUCAAAGUUAGAGAUAAUUCUGGUCAAUUCCAACUUGCUCGCGCUCUUUUAGACAGUGGAUCGCAAUCUAGUUUUGUGUCGGAAUCGUUGUGCCAGCGCCUUGGGCUUCGUCGAAGGAAAGUGAAUAUACCAGUGAGCGGUAUCGGCCAAGCCGUAGUGAAUGUGCGAUACACAGUGACAGUGCAAUUUUCGUCUCGCUUUGGACCAACUGAGAACAGUCUCGAAUGUUUGGUUCUCCCAAAGCUAACUGUUAGUGUACCUACCAGUAAUGUAGACAUUAGUGCGUGGAAAAUACCACAAUAUUUACCGCUGGCUGACCCACAGUUCAAUAUCAGCCACGGCAUCGAUUUUAUUGUUGACGCUGAAAUGUUUUCUGUCCUUUUACAUGCAGAACAAGUCAGAUUCAACGACCAACUCCCAGUUUUACAGAAAACGAGUCUAGGAUACGUUUUCGCUGGAAAGGUUGCGACUAAGACUGUUCAGCCUCCAGUUACAUGUCUGGUUUCCACUUUUGAUGAUUUGGAUGCUCAAGUAAAGAAGUUUUGGGAAGCAGAGAACUUCGAGCAAGUCGAUCCGCGGAGGGACGUUAUGUUGUACGGCUUCCUGUCCGAUGAAAUGUUGCCAACUAUUGGAGAAACUUGGUCUGUAGCUGCUCGCCGGUUCACCGCUAUGGAAAAACGUUUUCGAGCCGAUGAUAGCCUACGCUUCAGCUAUGUGCAGUUUAUGGAAGAAUACCGACAACUCGGUCAUAUGGAGGAGGUGCAGAGUCGCGUCGCGUUGCCCCAGUAUUUCUUGCCCCACCACGCCAUCCACCGCCCAGAUUCUUCGACCACUAAAAUAAGGGUAGUUUUCGACGAUUUAGCCAAAAGCAGUAACCACAUUUCACUAAACGAUUUGCUCCUGACUGGACCCACGGUUCAGCCAACUCUACUAUCAAUAGUUCUCAAUUUCCGCCUGCAUCGUUAUGUCAUGACAGCGGAUAUAGAGAAGAUGUACCGGCAAAUUCUGGUACAUCCAGAUGAUCGAUCACUGCAGAAAAUUCUAUGGCGCAAAGGGGAAUCCGAUUCCAUCAAGCCUUACCAACUGAACACCGUCACAUACGGUACUUCGUGCGCUCCUUACCUGGCCACUAGAACGUUAAAUCAACUGGCGGAUGAUGAUGGACACGCAUAUCCUCUAGCAGCAUCCGUACUAAAGCAGGAUUUCUAUGUGGAUGAUUUGUUAACUGGUUCUGAUAAUUUGGACACACUAUUGCAAACAAACCAGCAACUCUGUCAAUUGCUCAAACAAGCCGGAUUUUCCCUUCGAAAAUGGAGUGCCAACAAGUCUACAGUUUUGCAGCACAUUCCGGAGAAGGACCGUGAGACUUUGGAAGUUCUGGAACUCGACCAAUCACCUUCAAUCAAGACCCUCGGUUUGCUGUGGUUUCCGUCAGAAGAUUUGUUUGGAUUUAAGAUCCCGAAGCUGCCAGUUCUGGGAAAGGUUACUAAGCGCAUUGCCCUCACGGAAGUGUCACAACUAUUUGUUGAGAUCAAUCUGAUCACAAUUGAUUUAACGUGCAUUCCAUAA